AUGCAGACAAUGAUACCGAGGCACGCUCUUCACUCGAGUGUGCACGUCCUCCUCCUCUUCCCCUUCCUUCUUCUUUCAAGACAGAAGCAAUGUUCCACGUUCGUUGUACAUUCGAGAACAAAGGCGCUAUACACGACGAUUCGGAGACUACCUCACAACGUUACCUCAAUGAACCCUGGUCUUGUGGUUUUGCCAGGGAAUAAAACUUUCAAAUUUCUUCAAGCCGACAAAUGUGCCAACAUACUCCAUUCUUCGGUUCGACAAGGGCAGAAACGAGAGCUUACACAUGAAUUGUGA
This is a messenger RNA of Laccaria bicolor S238N-H82, 297 nucleotides long. RefSeq lists its product as uncharacterized. The record is from RefSeq and is a predicted model, not a curated record. Lineage: Eukaryota; Fungi; Basidiomycota; Agaricomycetes; Agaricales; Hydnangiaceae. The transcript has 2 exons. Bases 1 to 297 code for a protein of 98 amino acids.